Molecule: messenger RNA, 1830 nt
Organism: Alnus glutinosa
Lineage: Eukaryota; Viridiplantae; Streptophyta; Magnoliopsida; Fagales; Betulaceae
Product: UDP-glycosyltransferase 87A1-like
Exons: 2
Coding region: 203-1588 (461 amino acids)
Molecular function (GO): UDP-glycosyltransferase activity
Source: RefSeq, a predicted model, not a curated record
AUGUUCGAGUUUUUGCUUUUCUUUUUUUCUUUUUUUUCUCCACCGGGACAAGCUCCUGACGUCAUGGCAUGCGACACUACUUGACAGUGAAAUUUGAGAAACUUAGAGGGGAUCCGGAUCCGUCGGAUCUGAAAUUGGUCCCAAACCCUUCUCAGAGGCCAGAGCUUGACUGGCAGUGGUGGUCAUUUCAGCAAUCUGAGACAUGGAUACCGUCAUAGCAGCACCAACCACCGCCUGCCACGUGGUGACCAUGGCCUACCCCGGUCGCGGCCACAUCAACCCCCUGAUGAACCUCUGCAAGAUACUAGCUUUGAAGAAGAAAGACAUUCUCGUCACCUUCGUUGUCACCGAGGAAUGGCUCGGCCUCAUCGGCUCCGACCCUAAGCCGGAAAACAUACGCUUCGCCUCCAUACCGAAUGUUGUCCCAUCGGAGCAGGUUCGCGCCGCUGACAUGGACACGUUCGUCGAAGCCGUCUUCACGAAGAUGGAAGCUCCGUUUGAGCGGCUCCUCGACCAGAUUGAGCCGCCGCCGUCGGUUAUCGUCGCUGAUACGUUUCUGUUUUGGGCCAUUGGCGUCGGGAACCGCAGGAAUAUUCCUGUGGCCUCGUUUUGGGUCAUGUCGGCGGCGGCGUUCUCGGUGUUCCAACAUUUCCAUCUUUUUGCCCAAAACCGACAUUUUCCCGUUGACAUCUCAGCAAAAGGCAAUGAGCGUGUGGACUAUAUCCCUGGAAUUUCGUCCACACGUCUGGUAGAUAUUCCAUUUAUUGAUGGGAACAAACAACAAAUGUUGCAAAGGAUCCAAAAAAGUAUUCAAUGGGUGGCCAAGGCGCAAUAUCUCUUAUUCACUUCCACCUACGAGCUCGAAUCUCAAGCAAUCGAUGUUCUAAAAGCAGAGUUCCCAUUCCCCGUCUAUGCUAUUGGCCCAACCAUACCUUUUUUCGAUCUUGCAGAAAAUGUCUCACUAGCUUCUCAUGACGACAGUGACCUCAACUACUUAGAAUGGCUCGAUUGCCAACCAAGAAGCUCUGUUCUAUACAUUUCAAUGGGAAGCUUCCUCUCAGUUUCUAGUGCUCAAAUGGAUGAACUUGCAGCCGGUUUGCGAGAUAGCGGUGCCAGAUUCUUGUGGGUGGCGCGCGGUGAGACUCGUAGACUGAAGGAGGUUUGUGGUGAGAUGGGGUUAGUGGUGCCAUGGUGCGACCAAUUGAGGGUGUUGUCUCAUUCUUCAGUAGGGGGGUUUUUGACGCAUUGCGGGUGGAAUUCCACUAAAGAAGGUGUGUUUUGUGGUGUUCCUUUUCUCACCAUCCCCAUAGUCAUGGAUCAACUCCAAAACAGUAGGCUAAUUGUGGAGGAUUGGAAGAUUGGGUGGAGGGUGAAGGAAGACGUGGGAGCGGGCAGUUUGGUGACAAGAGAGAAAAUCAGAGGGCUAGUGCAGAAUUUCAUGGAUUUGGAAAGUGAUGAAGUGAAGGAAAUGAGGAAAAGAGCAAGUGAAGUUCAACAGAUAAGUCAACGUGCGAUUGCUGAAAAGGGUUCAUCUGAAACUAACAUCAAUGCCUUCGUUAGAGCCUUUUCACAAUGCCAAGCAUGCUGAUCAAGCUAGGAGUUUACAAAAUUGUCUAGCUAUACUUUAUUCUCGCGUGCAGAGAAUCAUACAGAAGCUCCACUCGGUGCAGCUUAUUUGCCGUGAAAAGCAAGCAAAUUAAGCUUAUUUGCUGGCUAGUGUAUCUUUUCUUAAACAAAGUUAUAUAUCAUGUAAUCUUUUCUUGUGAGUUAAAGUUAAAAGAGACUAAUAAAGAGUAAAUCUCUAGCUAUUUAUUUUAUAAUUUAAUCUAA